GUAGACAAUGACCGGAGGGAUCUGGAUAUGAACAACAAAGAAGUUGAUGCUGAGAAGAUUACUCGUUUUGUUCGGAUGAAUGAGCUCCGCCUGGUUACAGAGUACAACCCUGUGACAGCAAUAGGUGUGAUGCAGAGUUCACUCCAGCUUCACCUUCUCCUGAUCACAGACAAGAUGUCCCCAGAGCACCCUGAACGAGUGCGCAGAUAUCGGGCAGCAGCAGAGCUCUUCAAGGGGAAGAUUCUUUUUAUUCUGCUAGACAGCAAUUUGAAGAGCAAUGAACGAAUAGUGUCAUUCUUCAAACUAAAGAAGUCUCAGCUGCCAGCCCUAGCUAUAUUCCAUGCACCAGAUGAGGAGCAGGAUGUGUUGACUCUGGAUGAAGUCUCUGUUGAGCGUGUGCAGGACUUCUGUAAUCAUUUCUUACAAAGAAUGGAGGAGAAUGAAGAUGAACCUGAGGAGAAGGUCUUCAAUGAGGAACUCUGA
Molecule: messenger RNA, 483 nt
Organism: Mesitornis unicolor (brown roatelo)
Lineage: Eukaryota; Metazoa; Chordata; Aves; Mesitornithiformes; Mesitornithidae
Gene: ERP27
Product: endoplasmic reticulum protein 27
Exons: 4
Biological process (GO): response to endoplasmic reticulum stress; protein folding
Cellular component (GO): endoplasmic reticulum
Source: RefSeq, a predicted model, not a curated record